UCACACGCUCCCCCUCCCCCCUGUGUGUCAUACGUUUUCACCCCGUCCCCUCCCACCUCCCCGUCCUUCUGUCUCUCCUUCGCCAUCAUCCGCUCACUUUCUCCACCCGGCUCCCAACACGCUGCAGACAUAGAACCGGCUUGAGGUCUGGAACAGGGUGACACAUUCAUAAACAGGAUGUCCAUAGUAAAUAUUGUUGCCAGGGAGAUCCUGGACUCCAGGGGGAACCCCACUGUGGAAGUAGAUCUGCACACCGGCAAAGGUGUGUUCAGGGCUGCUGUACCCAGCGGUGCAUCCACCGGCAUCUACGAGGCUCUGGAGCUUCGCGAUGGAGACAAGACUCGCUACAAGGGCAAAGGUGUAACCAAAGCUGUUGGUCACAUCAAUGACACCCUCGGUCCGGCCCUGAUCCAGUCUGGAAUCAACGUGUUGGAGCAGGAGAAACUGGACAACACCAUGAUCGAAAUGGACGGCACUGACAACAAAUCUAAGUUUGGGGCCAAUGCUAUUCUUGGAGUCUCACUGGCCAUAUGCAAAGCUGGCGCAGCAGAGAAAGGUGUCCCACUGUACCGCCACAUCGCUGAUCUGGCAGGAAACGAAGAGUUGGUCCUCCCAGUUCCUGCGUUUAAUGUGAUCAACGGCGGCUCUCAUGCUGGCAACAGAUUGGCUAUGCAGGAGUUCAUGGUACUUCCUGUGGGGGCGGAGUCUUUCCGUGAUGCUCUGCGUGUGGGGGCGGAGCUCUACCAGACACUGAGAGGUGUCAUCAAGGAGAAGUACGGUCAGGAUGCUACAAAUGUGGGAGAUGAGGGAGGGUUUGCCCCGAAUAUACAGGAGAACAGUGAAGCCCUGGAGCUGAUAAAGACGGCCAUAGAGAAAGCAGGCUUCACAGACAAAGUGGUGAUCGGGAUGGAUGUUGCUGCUUCAGAGUUUUUCAUCGAGGGCAAGUACGACCUGGACUUCAAGUCUCCGCCCAACGCUGCCCGCAACAUCAGUGGGGAGGAGCUGGCCAGCAUCUACCAGGGCUUCAUUAAGGACUACCCAGUGGUGUCUAUCGAAGACCCUUUUGACCAGGACGACUGGCCGGCGUGGUCACAGUUCACAGGCUCAGUGGGCAUCCAGGUGGUCGGAGACGAUCUGACGGUCACGAACCCGCGCAGGAUUCAACGAGCCGUGGAGGACAAGGCCUGCAACUGCCUGCUGCUUAAAGUCAACCAGAUUGGCUCUGUUACAGAAGCCAUCAAGGCCUGUAAACUGGCCCAGGAGAACGGCUGGGGUGUGAUGGUGAGCCACCGCUCAGGAGAAACAGAGGACACUUUUAUAGCUGACCUGGUGGUUGGUCUCUGCACUGGACAGAUCAAGACGGGGGCUCCCUGUCGAUCAGAGCGGCUGGCCAAAUACAAUCAGCUGAUGAGGAUUGAGGAAGAGUUGGGAGACCAGGCUCGCUUUGCCGGGCACAACUUCCGCAACCCAAGUGCCCUUUGAGUGGCACGCCAGAAGUUACGCUUCCAUAUGACGGGCACAAAGUAAUCACAUCAUGACACUUGUUUCAGCAGAGCUCUGACCUCACUAAGACGCACUUAAAAGCAUUAAGACUCGUUUGUUUUCACGUAACCAAAAUGCACUGAUAAUGCACUGUAGCUACAGUAUAUUGACCAGACGCUUCAGCAAGUGAUUGACUUAAUUGACUACAGCAAAUCCUGAACUAAGCCUGGAGGAACAAAUCAGUGGUUCACCUCGCAGCAGACGAGCACUUUCCCUGAUGCACUUGUUAGUUCCUUUCUCUUCCCUGAACCCGCUGACUGUCUCCUUUGACUCUCUGCAGAAGUGUUCUGAUCUUUUGUGCCCUGUUGUUUCCUCGUAUCGUUUCUGACGUGAUCCCUCAGCAGCUUGCUACAAACGUGUAUCUCACUCUGUCUGUCUGUAAGGUUAUGCUUAAUAAAGAAAUACGCAUUUGCUGGAAAAGCAAAGA
Messenger RNA from Cottoperca gobio, 1969 nucleotides. Its product is annotated as gamma-enolase-like. Gene Ontology annotation, molecular function: magnesium ion binding; phosphopyruvate hydratase activity. Gene Ontology annotation, cellular component: phosphopyruvate hydratase complex. The record is from RefSeq and is a predicted model, not a curated record. The coding region runs from base 178 to 1482 and encodes 434 amino acids. The transcript has 14 exons. Lineage: Eukaryota; Metazoa; Chordata; Actinopteri; Perciformes; Bovichtidae. Gene Ontology annotation, biological process: glycolytic process.